Messenger RNA from Letharia columbiana, 477 nucleotides. RefSeq lists its product as uncharacterized. The record is from RefSeq and is a predicted model, not a curated record. NCBI's taxonomy places the organism in Eukaryota, Fungi, Ascomycota, Lecanoromycetes, Lecanorales, Parmeliaceae. The coding region runs from base 1 to 477 and encodes 158 amino acids. The transcript is spliced from 2 exons.
AUGGCGGAGCAAGCAUACUUCAGUCGUUUCCAGACCUUCGCCCCAGACCCGCAAGCCACGGUCCUCGAAAACUUCGCGCAGCUUGCCAUCUCGAAUGGCUGGGGGAGGAAGAGCCAGGAGUACAAGGAUGAGAGAAAGAGCUACAUGAUCGCUCUGGCCGAUACCCACAUCGAAAGCAUCGAGAGAGGUGGCGCGGCGGAAAAGCUGGCGGGCUUGCAAGGGCUGUGUAAGGAGCUGAGGGUCUGUCCUAUCCCGACAUCGAUCACUCAGUGCAAGAAGAAAUUGAGGACGGUCCAUGUCUGUAUCGUCGACCUCAUCGACAGUCGACGCCUCGGCGGCACUCGAGUCCAUAUUUUUCCCUGCCAUCGUGAGCUCCAACAGCACAUUAAGAAGAAAAAGCAUUAUUUCCCCAAGUACGAAGCGAAAGAGAAGGAAGAUGGCCUGUUGAAAGUCCUGCUGCGGAAGAUAAAGGGGUAG